UUUUCUGCUACUAUCUUUAUUACACAAAUAGACGUUCUAAGCUUACAAUUCAUUCUUCUGGGAAAUUUAUGUGGAGCGGUAUAUCUUUUUGCCGUUUAAAAAAAAAAUCUCCACCUAUAGGACGUGCGAUUCUAUGGCUUUUUGCUGAAUUCAUCCAAACUACUCCUCUCAACCUCACAACCCCUGGAAAAAUUCAUCAGAAAAAUUUCUUCAUCUCCUGUUACUGGUGUAUAGGUCUAUCAGUUUACAGGCCUUAUCUAUUCUUUUUCUACAAACCCAAAAAAAAGGGGUUAUUCUAAUAACAAAGUGUGAACUUAUUUUGAGAGAUACUAUGGAGCGUCCACAAAAAAUGCCCAAAGUGGCUAAAGUGAAAAACAAAGCUCCGGCUGAGAUACAGAUUACUGCUGAGCAGUUGUUGCGUGAGGCUAAGGAACGUGAUUUAGAAAUUUUGCCACCGCCUCCGAAGCAAAAAAUUUCUGAUCCCGCUGAGUUAGCAGAUUACCAACAACGCAAACGAAAAUCAUUUGAAGAUAAUUUGCGUAAAAAUCGGAUGGUCGUUAGUCAUUGGAUAAAAUAUGCUCAAUGGGAAGAAUCGCAAAGGGAGAUACAUAGAGCACGAUCUAUUUGGGAACGCGCUUUAGAUAAUGAUCACCGUAAUAUUACCAUUUGGCUGAAAUAUGCCGAAAUGGAAAUGAAAAACAAGCAAAUAAAUCACGCACGGAAUUUAUGGGAUCGUGCUGUGACUAUAAUGCCUAGAGUGAAUCAAUUCUGGUAUAAAUACACUUACAUGGAGGAAAUGUUAGAAAAUGUGGCUGGUGCUCGGCAAGUGUUUGAACGUUGGAUGGAGUGGCAACCGGAAGAACAAGCUUGGCAAACAUAUGUGAACUUUGAACUGCGCUAUAAAGAAAUUGACAGGGCAAGAGCGAUAUAUGAACGAUUUGUGUAUGUGCAUCCGGACGUAAAAAAUUCGAUAAAGUUUGCCCGCUUUGAAGAGACACACGGUUUCAUACAUAGUGCCCGUCGUGUUUAUGAAAAAGCAGUGGAAUUUUUUGGCGAUGAAUUUAUUGACGAGCGUUUAUUCAUUGCUUUCGCUCGUUUUGAAGAAGGCCAAAAGGAGCAUGAUCGUGCCCGCGUCAUAUACAAAUAUGCUUUAGAUCACUUGCCUAAAGAAAAAACCAAGGAACUGUAUAAAGCCUACACAAUACACGAGAAAAAAUAUGGCGAUCGAGCGUGUAUGGAAGAUGUAAUUACGUCAAAGCGUAAAUUUCAAUAUGAGCAAGAAGUGGCGAGUAACCCCCAAAAUUAUGAUGCAUGGUUUGAUUAUCUACGCUUAAUUGAAGCUGAAGGUGAUUAUGAAGUUAUACGUGAGACUUACGAACGUGCAAUCGCUAAUGUGCCUCCCGGUAAUGAGAAAAAUUACUGGCGUCGCUAUAUUUACCUAUGGGUUAAUUACGCUUUAUUUGAAGAAUUGGAAACUGAAGAUUUAGAACGUACACGGCAGAUUUAUAGAACUUGUCUUGAACUUAUUCCGCACAAAAAAUUUACUUUCAGCAAAAUUUGGCUUUUAUAUGCGCAGUUCGAAAUAAGAUGUAAGGAUUUAAAUAAAGCACGCAAGACACUCGGCAUGGCUAUCGGGAUGUGUCCUAGAGACAAACUAUUUCGUGGCUAUAUUGAGUUAGAAAUACAGUUAAGAGAGUUUGAUCGUUGCAGGCUAUUAUAUGAGAAAUUUCUGGAAUAUGGACCGGAAAAUUGUGUAACGUGGAUGAAAUUUGCGGAAUUGGAGAAUCUUUUAGGUGAUACAGAACGAUCGCGUGGCAUUUAUGAAUUGGCUAUACAGCAACCGCGUUUAGAUAUGCCAGAGCUGCUAUGGAAAGCUUAUAUAGAUUUUGAAGUAUCGCAAGGAGAAUCGGAGCUGGCGCGGCAAUUGUAUGAAAGAUUGUUAGAACGCACGCAACAUGUAAAAGUAUGGAUUUCAUAUGCCAAAUUCGAAUUAAGCGCCGAAAAUCACGAAAUUGAAGACGCUGACAAAGAAAUGAGCCUAGAUUUAGCCCGCAGAGUUUACGAGAGAGCCAAUGAUACCUUGAGACAAAUGGGAGACAAGGAAAGCCGAGUUCUGUUAUUGGAAGCUUGGCGGGACUUUGAGAAAGUUUCCGGUACUCCACAGAGUUUAGAGAAAGUCAUAGAAAAGAUGCCAAGGAGAGUUAAGAAAAGGCAAAAAAUUGUUUCGGAGAAUGGCGUAGAAGAGGGUUGGGAGGAAGUUUUCGACUAUCUAUUUCCGGAGGAUGAAAUGACCCGACCCAAUCUUAAACUAUUGGCUGCCGCUAAAAUGUGGAAAAAAGCGAAAUUGAGUGAAACUACAGAAGAACUAAGCAAUAAAGAUAAUUGAUGAUAUUAUGGAGCUAAAUAAUAGGAUGCAAAUAAUAUUCGGAUAUUUGAAAUUUAUUUAAAGCGCAAUAAUAGAGUAAAUGUAGAGUAAGCGUAUUUCAUGAGCUAAGAGAGGAAAAAGAAAAGAAAAAUAUGCUAAUUAAUUGAAAUUUUAUG
Molecule: messenger RNA, 2541 nt
Organism: Glossina fuscipes
Lineage: Eukaryota; Metazoa; Arthropoda; Insecta; Diptera; Glossinidae
Gene: crn
Product: protein crooked neck
Exons: 2
Coding region: 332-2386 (684 amino acids)
Biological process (GO): mRNA splicing, via spliceosome; spliceosomal complex assembly
Cellular component (GO): U2-type catalytic step 2 spliceosome; precatalytic spliceosome; Prp19 complex
Molecular function (GO): protein binding
Source: RefSeq, a predicted model, not a curated record